CACUGAUCCUGGAGCCGUCCCUAUCCUGUGUCACGGAGAAUUCGGCCCUUUUUUGCUUUUAAUGACAGAUAACAGAUAUUGGCUAAUCAAAUAAAUUCAUCAACAGUCGGCAUUGAGUUUUCUGUCGAUCUUCAGUCGAGUUUUCAGUGAUUUGUCUAUCAAUCACCUCGGGAAUAACUGACAACGACACAGCGGCGCAGAUUACAAAUAAUAGCCUAUCAUCUUCAUGUGUUCGUAUAUUGAUAUUUUACUGACAUCCACAGAAAUAUGACGAACAUAUUAUUGUUCUUUGUGUUCUAUAUUGUCUUUGACGGUGUGUUUGGUGAUUCAGUGUCAGUGGUGGAGGGAGAUUCUGUCACUUUACACACUAACCUCACUGAAAUAGAGAAAGAUGAUGUGUUAGAGUGGAGGUUUGGAGCUGAAGGCGUCCGCAUAGCUCAGAUCAACAGAGGAGCCAAUAAGAGCUUUAUAGAUGAUGAAGCUCUUAAUCAGAGAUUCAAAGGCAGGCUGAAACUGGACAAUCAAACUGGAGAUCUCACUAUCAGAAACAUCAGAACUGAACACUCUGGACGUUAUGAAGCAACCAGCGGACAUACUCUAAACAAGAUAUUCAGUGUCAUUGCUCUGCCUGUUGAUCCAGUGAAGUCAGUGUCAGUAAUAGUGGGAGAUUCAGUCACUCUAAACACUGAUCUUACUGAAAUACAGAAUCAACACCCUCCUGUAGCUGAAAUCAAUAGAAAGGCUAGAAAAGUCUCUAAACACAAUGGUGCUGAUGGGAGAUUCAGAGACAGACUGCAUCUGUACUAUUUGACUGGAUCUCUGACCAUCAGGAACAUCGGAACCAAUCACUCUGGAUUUUAUGAAGUCGACAUCACUACCGGCAGCAGCAAUCACACCAUACACAAGUCAUUCAAUGUGACUGUCAGCGGUGAAAUGAGGACGGAGUCCGUGAUGAAGAGAGAUUCUGUCACUUUACAGACUGGUCUUACUGAAAUACAGACAGAUGAUGAGAUAAUGUGGAUGUUUGGAGACACUAUCCUAGCUGGAAUCUAUAAAAACCAGUCCUCGCUGACCCAACAGUUCUAUACAUAUGAUGGUGAUGAUGAAAGAUUCAGAGACAGACUGCAGCUUAAUAACCAGACUGGAUCUCUGACCAUCACCAAAUGCAACACCUCAGACUCUGGACUCUAUGAACUGCAGAUCAACAGCAACAGACACCUGAGAUUCACUGUUACUGUCAGUGUACCCAGUCUGUCUUCAGUUGUAAUAGCAGGGAUUGUUCUUGUUGUUGGUGUUGCAGCUGUUGGGUUUUGCUAUCGCCACAAGAUCCCUAUACUAGUUCAUCAAAUUAUGGCUAAAACAAAGAUAAAGUCAGUGUCAGUGAGGGAGAAAGAAUCUGUCACACCGAACACUGAUACUAAAGUACAGAUAGAUGACUCUGGGGAUAAUGAACAACCUAACUACAGAAGACGAAAAAAAUCAAGCAAGUUGUCUGAUCCCACUGCAUUCAGAAAUAUGCCAGAGAAAAGGCAUUUAUUGCCAUCGGUGUGUCUGCAGCGUAAAAAAACAGUGUCGCUAUAAAGUGCCUUUGGUGUCAUCAAAAUCAUUCAGUCAUCAUGAACAUAAUGUGAAAUAAUGAAAUUCUGAGGUUUUAUGAUAAACGACCAAACAUUUGCACACAUACAAGUACAAUGAUAAGUCUCUUUAAAGGUGCCCUAACAGAUAAUCACAAAUCUCUUUAUCUAAAAUGUUUUUAUUGAACUCUAAAGAAAUAAGUUCAUAGUAAUAAUAUGUUUAUAUUAUUAGCAUAUAAUAAAUAUUAGUUUGUAAAUUUAAAUGGCAGUCGGAAAAUUUGAAGCAGUUGGUUUCUGCAAAUGAAAUGAGGUAACAUGAGUUUUAAUUUAGUUCAUGGUAUCUUUACAGUAACAUACUGUAGAUUACAGUAAAUAACUGUACAAUCAACAGUAAAUUACUGGAAACAGUGUUGCCAGUAUAUUACUGUAAAAAAGCAUGGAAAGAUCCUACCAUGUAAUAUAGUCAAUAUUGUCUGUUUUUGUUCUAUUUUUUCCAACAAAAAUAGUUCAAAACAAAGCCAGAGCGGAGCUGUUCUGCAUCUCUGAGCAAUACAAAGUGGUGAUUCGUUAUGAAUGAAGCCAGGGUUUUAAACAAAUCAAGCGCGCAAUUGUAGUUUAACCCCUUAACUACAGUUGACAUUCCAGGGGUCAGAAAGUAGAAGUUCUGCCAUAUUUUUUUUUCCACCCACUGAAGCAGUGUUAAAGUUAAUGAGAUAAAUAAGUGAUUAAUUGAGUGAUGAUUGAGCAUUAUUGAAGACACCUGAUGAUAACAAGCAGAAUCACCAAAAGAGAAAAAAUUUAGUCACCAUCAAGGGGAUAGGUGUUUGCUAUAGUUUAGUUCUAGCAAGCUAUAAUUAUAUUUUGUUUAGCUACUGUAACUGAGUUACAACAGCCAUACAAGAAAAAAAAAAAAAAGUUUUCGCAUAAUCA
Molecule: messenger RNA, 2504 nt
Organism: Megalobrama amblycephala (Wuchang bream)
Lineage: Eukaryota; Metazoa; Chordata; Actinopteri; Cypriniformes; Xenocyprididae
Exons: 7
Coding region: 268-1581 (437 amino acids)
Source: RefSeq, a predicted model, not a curated record